AUGUCGGUUAACAUUACGCCAGCAGUUGGCAUCGACCUCGGGACAACCUACAGCUGUGUGGGCGUGUGGCAGAAUGACCGCGUGGAAAUCGUGGCCAACUCCCAAGGCAAUCGCACCACACCCUCCUAUGUGGCCUUCACCAACACGGAGCGGCUCAUCGGCGAUGCUGCCAAGAACCAGGUGGCGAUGAACCCGCACAACACCGUCUUCGACGCCAAGCGGCUCAUCGGUCGUAAGUUCAAUGACCCGGUGGUCCAGGAGGACAUGAAACACUGGCCGUUUAAAGUCAUUCAGGGACCGGGGGAUAAGGUGCGGGGGGGAAGGGGUGGUGGUUCAUGCUCCCACCCGCACCCGCACCCGCACCCGCACCCCCUUCCGCUCUCCAACCCAAGCCAGGCCUAUUUGGGGCCCAACAGCCGUGUACGGCAGGCCGUUAUUACCGUACCGGCGUACUUCAAUGACUCCCAGCGCCAAGCCACGAAGGACGCGGGCACCAUCUCGGGGCUCGAGCCCUGCAGAACAAACAAAACGAAGUUCGUCGGGGCGCUGCAGGUGUCGCUGCUCGCCAUUGACGAGGGCAUAUUCGAGGUGAAGGCCACCAGCGGCGACACGCACCUGGGCGGGGAGGACUUUGACAACCGCAUGGUCGCGCAUUUCGUCCAGGAAUUUAAACGCAAGAACCACGGCAAGGACCUUAGCACCAGCCCCCGGGCCUUACGCCGCCUCCGUACGGCAUGUGAGAGGGCAAAGCGAGUGCUGUCCUCCGCCACACAAACCACCGUGGAGCUCGACAGUCUGUACGAGGGUAUUGACUUCUACGCCUCCAUUACCCGAGCGCGAUUCGAGGAACUCUGCAUGGACCUCUUCACGAAGUGCGUGGAGCCCGUGGAGAAGGUGCUGAAGGACGCGCAGCUGGACAAGUCCGCCAUCCACGAUAUCGUGUUAGUGGGGGGCUCCACUCGCAUUCCCAAGGUACAGCAGCUACUACAGGACUUCUUCCACGGCAGGGAGCUGUGCAAGUCUAUCAACCCCGACGAAGCUGUAGCGUACGGCGCUGCCGUACAGGCCGCCAUUUUAACUGGCACGGGUGGUAGCAAGAUUCAAGAUCUGCUUCUGCUGGACGUAACUCCUUUGAGUUUGGGCAUUGAGACGGCGGGGGGCAUUAUGUCCGUCCUGAUCACCCGCAACACCACCAUCCCGGCACACCGGGAGGAGGUCUUCUCCACCUAUUCCGACAACCAGCCGGGAGUGCUGAUUCAGGUGUACGAGGGCGAACGUGCUCGUACACGCGACAACAAUUUGCUGGGCAAGUUUGAGCUCAGCGGUAUACCUCCGGCGCCUCGUGGGGUGCCUAAGAUUAAGGUGUCGUUCGAUAUUGACGCCAACGGGAUUUUGCACGUGUCCGCGGAGGAGCAGGCCACCGGCUCGUCCAAUCGCAUCACCAUCACAAACGACAAGGGCCGCCUCUCCGCGGGCGAAAUCAAAAAGAUGGUGGAGGACGCGGAGAAGUACGCCCGAGAGGAUGAUCAAGCCCGCAAAAAGGUGGAGGCACGCAACAAGCUGGAGGGGUUCCUGUACGGCAUCCGUAAUAAGCUACGCGAGCCCGGUGCUGGCGACCGCCUCACGCCGGAGGAGAAGCACACGUUGGACACGACGCUGGACGAGGCCCUAGGGUGGCUGGAACGUAAUCAGUUGGCGGAGGUGGAGGAGAUGGAGCACAAGCAGCGAGAGGUGGAGGAGGCACUGGGCACCAUCCUGUCCAAGGUGUACGGCGCCGGUGGCAGUAGCGGGGGUGCAGGUGGUGGGGGUGGGGGCGCCGCGGGUGGCGGCCGGCCUGUGGUUGAGGAGGUAGAUUAAUAAAUACACACACGCACGCAUCUCGCGUCGUAGUACCGAGCAUGGGUGAUUCUCCGUUCUUGGAGUACGACUAAUCGUACCGCUACAGGCCAUGGUCAUUCCCCAGUGUAUUCACGUCUGGGAAUUAAAAAAGCCAUAUGACUGUGUGCCAUAUGAGUGUGUGUAUUUGCUGUGUGUGUAAGGUUUGGGGUGGGGGGAGAAGAGGGUGUGUGUAUUCAGGUUGAUGGGAAUGACGGGUGGACGUACGGCGCUUUCGGGAUCUGGAUUCAAUAAGAUCUGGAUUGAAUAAUAAGUCUCUUUUAACGUUGUUGUUUAUGAUGGUUGAAGGAAGUAAACUUCUUAUUACGUUUAAAAGCACUGAUGUCUGCAAAAAUUGAGUUUUUUUUAGCAAAUUGGGAACUGUGUUUCAAAACUGUUGGUUUUGAAUUGUUGUUGCGGUGUUGUACCAUGGUUGUCUCGUGGCGGUGUUGUACGGUUAUCACGACGCUGUACGACGAGCGGUGUGUCCGUCGGAUACCGCCGCCGCGAGCUGGCAUCAAAAAACCGCUGUGGGGCUUCCCCGGCGCAAAAUGUAUAUGUACAGCUCCGUCACCUC
This is a messenger RNA of Volvox carteri f. nagariensis, 2452 nucleotides long. It is a transcript of the gene hsp70H, whose product is annotated as heat shock protein Hsp70H. Gene Ontology annotation, biological process: protein refolding; cellular response to unfolded protein. Lineage: Eukaryota; Viridiplantae; Chlorophyta; Chlorophyceae; Chlamydomonadales; Volvocaceae. The transcript has 14 exons. Gene Ontology annotation, cellular component: cytoplasm. The record is from RefSeq and is a predicted model, not a curated record. Gene Ontology annotation, molecular function: heat shock protein binding; ATP binding; misfolded protein binding. The coding region runs from base 1 to 1857 and encodes 618 amino acids.